Molecule: messenger RNA, 2411 nt
Organism: Ceraceosorus bombacis
Lineage: Eukaryota; Fungi; Basidiomycota; Exobasidiomycetes; Ceraceosorales; Ceraceosoraceae
Source: the annotation of a GenBank genome assembly
AUGUCCAACGCCGCAUCUCUCGAUACCGAGUCGGCCCCUCUGCUGGCUCAAUCGGACGCGUCCCAACCCAAUAUUGAAGCUGGCCAUCUCUCUCCCACCACGGCCCUCCACCCCACCACCAUUCUUGCCCUGACCAUCCGACUGCAAAAGCUUCUAAACGACUUCAUCACUUUUGAGUUGUCGGAGGACAGAAUUACGGACAAUGAAGGGAUCAUCGAGCCUGCCGUGGUGGAUACUUUUUUGAGAGCGAGUGGCGAUCUGCCCGAAGCGGUGCCGUUCGCCCUGCUGAGAGCCAGAAGGAAUUUCAACAGGUGAGGUGGUGACAAUGUGUGCUGCACAUGCUCAUCCCAAGCACCCAUUCACUGAGAUCUCUGCAUUUCGAUGCGCAGAGAUGCCUCCUCUCAUCGCUCGCCAGAACUAUCGGCAUUGAGAGCCCUGGCUUCGGAAGUGCUAGCGACUCGCGUAGUGGCUCGUCUUGAGUCGGAUUAUCAUGCCAAACGCGAUAGGGCGGCGCAACAAGCUGCUACCCAGGCCGGUGUACAGGGUCAGCCCGCUAUACCCCUCGAUGAGCCUGCCGCUGGGCCUUAUGCCUCUGAGCAGUCUCAUCUUUGCAUCAGCAAGCGUUUCGUCACGCUCGAGGAUGAUGGGGACGAGACGCUGCCUACCAGUGCGCUCGAAGAAGCAGCAGACCAAAAUUGGUGAGCAUCGAGCAGUCGCAUGAAGCGCUGGGCUGAAGGACCGGGUCGCGUCAUCUUGAUGCGCGUGUGCUACCUUUUCACCUUCAUCCGCAACUUUUCCAUGCACCAGCGUCAUCUUCCUAGCCUCGGCCCCAGCGAGCCAUUGUGCAGAGGCUCUAUGGGCGGGUCACUUGGUCCAGUCGUACGCUCAAGAUGGCAGCGUACAUUUCGUACCGUACCACAGUGUGGAGUCAGGCUCCUUCCUGACUCACCUGGAUCCUUCGCGGCUAGCAGUGCCAAGGAACGCCUACUAUACCUCGAUCAGCAUGCAUAUGGUCCUGCUCUUCCUCUACACUAUGACGACGCUCGAGUACAAUGGCUUUGAUUUCUGGGAAGGAGCCUUCUGGAUCUUUGCAGCUUCAUACGUGCUGGAGGAUCUGGUCCGUUGGAUCAAGAUACGAGGGAUCGAUAACCUCAGCUUUUGGUUGAUCGUGGAUCUCUUGACCGACGUGGUCUUUAUCACCUCUUUCUUCCUACGCGUAUCGGGUUGGGUCAAUCACGGCGAUCAUAGGAGCGAGCUGCAACUUUCGGGCUUUAGACUAUUAGCAUGCGCUGCUCCUCUGCUCUGGAUGAGUCUUCUCAAGUGGGGCGACGGUCUGAGGUACUUGGGAGUCAUCCAGAUCGUCCUGCUCAGAAUGCUGAGAGAGACGGCUGCUUUCUUUGUCUUGCUGGGCCUUACCGCCAUAGGCUUCGCCCAGUGCUUGUUCGCCCUUGAUGCGGCUGAUGGGAGACGAGUGGACAAUAGCAUUUCCCUGGUUGCUAAUAUCCUCGCUAGGGCUCCCUUAGGUGACGCCUCGUGGGACACUUUCGACUCUGAGCAAUUUGGCCAGCCGUAUGGACUCAUCAUGUUCUACCUAUACGUCUUCACUCAGGUGAGUUGUAGGCUCCGAAGGGGAGACGCGGCUUCUGCCAUUUAUCUCGCUGACGGGUUCACCGCACCUCCAUCCACAGGUGUUGCUAUUGACCAACAUCCUGAUUGCGUUUUUCGGUCAAGCAUAUGGAGAUGUGGUGGAGACGGCAGACGACUUGUUUGCUGCGUACUUUGCGCAAAAGGUCGUAGGAACGAUUCGAGCGCCUGAUCAAUAUGUCUAUCUUCCGCCCUUCAAUCUGGUAGAGGCGUUCCUGAUAGCUCCUCUGGAGCAUGUCCUUUCCUCGAAAUCCUACGCCGCUCUCAAUCGAGCUGUGCAGAGCACGAUAUAUGCGCCCGCGCUGCUCGUCAUCGCGCUCUACGAGAGCAGGUUCGACUCGAAGCAGAUGAGAAGGAUCAAGCUUGAAAUGCUCGAUAGGGUUCCCGGCCUGCACUUGGGCGAACGAGAGGGAAUGGGGAGGGUCAAGGGAACUGCUGAAGACCCCGAAAUUAGCGAUUGGGAUCGCAGCGCUGCGAGCACAUCGCGCGAAGGAGUAGAGCGUGUCCCCAUUGUGCUUGCGAGAACUGCAUACAAGGAUCUGCUCGGCAAGCUGCCCAAGAUACGCAAAGAAGACAAUGACGAGGGGCAAGAAGAGGAGACGAAGGAACAGCGCGCGGACAGCUCGAGCGGGGCCAAAGAGCUACCUGACGACGCGCUCAAACUCAUCCUGGCUGAACUUCAGGCUUUGAGAAAGGAAGUGGAGGAGCUGAAGAGAUCGACGGCUAAUGGUUCAAGUGGAGCUGAGCAAGUCAAACAGGAAGAUUGA